Messenger RNA from Alosa sapidissima (American shad), 5563 nucleotides. It is a transcript of the gene kank1a, whose product is annotated as KN motif and ankyrin repeat domains 1a. The record is from RefSeq and is a predicted model, not a curated record. NCBI's taxonomy places the organism in Eukaryota, Metazoa, Chordata, Actinopteri, Clupeiformes, Clupeidae. Gene Ontology annotation, cellular component: cytoskeleton; cytoplasm. Gene Ontology annotation, molecular function: protein binding. Gene Ontology annotation, biological process: negative regulation of actin filament polymerization.
ACUGUAAAGUGGAGGAUGGUGCCUGUGUUCGGCCAACCAAUGGACACUGAAUCCCUGGAGAUCUGUGAAAAAGAUGAGGAUGAGAAGGACCCUGUGGCUCCGUACUACCUGGAGACCCCGUACGGCUACCAGCUAGACCUGGACUUCCUGAAGUAUGUGGACGACAUCGAGCGGGGGAACACCAUCAAGAAGCUGAACAUCCAGCGGAAGCCCAAGUCGACGCGGCCCUCCACCUCCUCGCAGCACAGCAACAACAACAGCGUGAGCAGCAGCAGUGGCGGAGGCUGCGGCCUGGCCGAGUGGACGUCCACCGACUCGCUCUCGUCCUCCGCCAGUGAUGAGAACAAGCGGUCCCCGUCGCCCGUGUUCCUCACGUCCGCAAAUCAACCAACGCCACCACCACCUCAUCCUCACUCCCUACCCCAGUCGCCCGCCAGCAGCAGCAGCAGCAGCAGCAGCUUCCCCCCCCCCUCCCCGCGGGUCUUCCCCCGGCACAACCUGCAGGUGGAGAAGACGCUGAUGGAGACACGCCGGCGUCUCGAGCAGGAGCGGCUCCUGGCCCAGCCGCUGCUGCCGCCGCCUCCGCCGGCCACCGUGGCCAGCGACCCUCUGCCGCCCCCGCGCCGCCGGCUGGCCAGCUUCGGAGGCAUGGGCUCCAACAGCUCGCUGGCCUCGUCCUCCUUCGGCGGCUCGGCGGGGAUGCCCAGCCAGGUGUCGCCCGGCUCGCACCACCUGCUGGCGCACAACGGGCACCUGCUCAGCAACGGCGGCGGCGACGGCGGCGGCUACAACCCCUACUUCACGCCGUCCAUGGGCGGCUCCAUGCGCCACAGCCCCAUGAGCUCGGGCAUGACCACGCCGGUCACUAACGUGAGCCCGGCGCACCUGCAGCACAUCCGCGACCAGAUGGUGGUGGCGCUCAAACGGCUCAAGGAGCUGGAGGAGCAGGUGAAGACCAUCCCCAUCCUGCAGGUGAAGAUCGCCGUGCUGCAGGAGGAGAAGCGGCAGAUGUCGUCCCAGAUGAAGGGCCAGAAGGGUCAGAUGGGCUCCGGAGGCUUCCGGAAGCGCUCGUACAGUGUGGGCAGCGCCGAGCAGUUCGAGUCGUCUCUGGCCCCCCAGCUCCCGGCGGAAGGCCGGCGCUCUGAGCUGCACAUCGACUCGGAGGACGAGCUGGAGGGCAUGGAGCAGAGCUCGCAGCGGCUGCAGGAGUUCAGGCAGCUGACCGCCGAGAUGCAGGCGCUGGAGAAGGAGAUCCAGGACCCGGGGUCUGCCACCAAGGAGUACCAGAGGCAGCAGCGUGGACAGACCCAGAAUGACCGCACCACCACCACCACCACCACCACCACCACCGCUGCUGUCACACUGCAGAGGCAGUCGAGUCGGGAGCAGAAGUCCAUCGCCGUGGGCUCGGACGAGAACAUGAACGACGUGCUGAUCUGCCGACGCUCGCCGCCAGCGCCGAAUCGGAGCAGGGACGCGUCGGUGGGGACGGAGCGUCCAGAGACGCGGAGCGCGGCGGUCGGCGUGACCGAGGCCAUGCUGGGCACGAGCUCGGAGGCGGAGGCCGAGAUCGAGCUGCAGCACCAGACCAUCGACUCCCUGAAGGAGAAGAUCUACCGGCUGGAGGUGGCGCUGAGGGAGACCACCCACCAGAUGGAGAUGAGCAAGCUCAAGCUGGAGCUGCAGGCCGCCGGCAGCCGCAAGAAGGCCGACAAGGGCUGCAUGGCCCGGCCCGAGAUGUACAGCACCGCCGUGGAGGCCCGGGUGUCCACGCAGAGCCUGGGCGUGGGCAACCACGAGGAGUCCAGCGGCGACAUCGUCGUCGGCACCAACGACAAAGCACCCCAGGUGCAGGCGGUCGGGGUGUCCUGCCGACCGGACACGAAACCGGCCGCCGUGGGUCCGAACGUACCGAUGGACAGAUGGGUCGUGCACGAGCGAAAGGAGGUGAAGGACCAGUGCGUGGGCCGGCAGGUGACCGUGACGGACAAAAACGUGGGGGCGCAGCUGAGUGUGUGUGAGAUGGGCAUCAACACGGAGGAGACAGUGGAGAGUCUGGGACUGCGCAAGGCGGAGGCCGAGGCGGCCAAAGAGGUCCGGUCCAUCGGGUGUGGGGACUGCUCAGUGGACGUGACCGUGAGCCCCAUCAAAGAGCUGGUGAGUGCGGGGACAGGGAUGGACGCUGUGAGCCGAGCAGAUCAGGGGAUUAUGGUCCUUCCUGAGACCUCGUCUCAGUACUCAGAGACGGACGUGCUAGGGGUCAGCAGGUCCACCAGCACGGAGCGGAUUGCUCUGGUGGAUUCCUGCACGGACACAGAGCUGAGCAUGAGAGACCAGCAAACCAGCACAGCCCCGACCGAGACCAGGACAGUGGCCGUCGGGGACGGCCUGGUGAAAGACGUGCAGGCCACGGUGAAGACGCGCUCAGUCGCCGUCGGAACGGCAGCGCCGGGCGACGCAGGGAGCGAGCGGUUGGCAUCGUCGGCCAAAACCAAAGACAGCGGGGUGGGGCAGGUCUGCGUGAACGACAACUUCCUGGUGGGACUGAAGACCAGGACCAUCGCAUGUGGGCCCUCUCUUCCCCAGCUGCCCAACCUCUCCCAGCCUGGCCAGAGCCCAGCAGCCGUGGUGCUGACCCAAACCCAGACCCCGACCCAGACGCAGGUACCGCUUCUGGCUCCUCCAGCUUGCGUCCUGCCGGGCCCACCAGCAGCGUCCGGCGCCGGACUGGACCACUACAUCGAGCGCGUGCAGAAGCUCCUGCAGGAGCAGCAGAUGCUGCUGGCGGAGAACUACAGUGAGCUGGCUGACGCUUUUGGCCAGCCGCACACCCAGUUUGGCUCCAUCAACAGCCAGCUGGUCAACACGCUGUCGUCCAUCAACUCAGUCAUGAAGUACGGCAGUGUGGAGGAGCUCCGCGCCACUGACGUCACCAAGCUGGCAACAGAUGGAAGCAUAAGAGGAGACCAGCAGGUGGUCAGCAGAGUGAGUUCCCAGUCUCUGACCCUGCGGUCAGAGGUCAUCCAGACAGGGACGGAGAGUGUGAGCUCUGGGGUUACGGUCACGGACGAAAGCCGACAGGCUGAGCUGAAGAGCCGCAUGGAUCAGCAGAUGUCCACGGCCCUGCAUGGGCAGUCUGGCAGUCAGAAUACCCUGAAGUCCAUCAUGAAAAAGAAAGAUGGCCGUCAGGGAUCCAAUGGUACCAAAAAGAACCUGCAGUUUGUGGGCGUCAAUGGAGGGUACGAGACCACGUCGAGUGACGACUCCAGCUCCGAGGAAAGCAGCUCCUCGGGGUCAGAGGACGAAGAGGAGGAGGAGGAGGAGGAGGCGGAGGAGGAAGGAAAGGAGGCGCAGAAGAAUGUCGGUGAACGGAGAAUGAGAGGAGAGGAGUUCUGUAACGAGGGAGCGGUGGAGGUGGGAAAGAGGGCUGAGCUCAGCGGCUCAGAGAAGCAGGAGAGGCGAGAGAGAUACGAGUUAAGUGAAAAGAUGGUGUCGGCGUGCAAUGUGCUGAAAGCCCACCUGAACGAUUCCAAGUCACUGACCAGCAAAGAUGUGCGGGCGUCCCUGAACACCGUGCAGCAGGAGUGGUUCCGCGUGUCCAGCCAGAAGUCAGCGGUGCCGGCCAUGGUGGAGGACUACUUGGCCGCCUUCCGUGGCGUCUCUAGCCCCGUGCUGCGGCACGUGGUCAACAUGGCCGAUGGCAACGGCAACACCGCCCUUCACUACAGCGUGUCCCAUUCCAACUUCGACAUCGUCAAGAGGCUGCUGGACGCAGAUGUCUGCAACGUCAAUCAGCAGAACAAGGCGGGCUACACUCCCAUCAUGCUGGCGGCCCUGGCGGCAGUCGAGUCUCCCAAGGACAUGCGCAUCGUGGAGGAGCUCUUCAGCAAAGGGGACGUCAACGCCAAAGCCAGCCAGGCUGGGCAGACUGCUCUGAUGCUGGCGGUGAGCCACGGGCGGAUGGACAUGGUGAAGGCGCUGCUGGCGUGCGGCGCCGAUGUCAACGUGCAGGACGAUGAGGGCUCCACGGCGCUGAUGUGCGCCAGCGAGCACGGCCACGUGGAGAUCGUCAAGCUGCUGCUGGCGCAGCCGGGCUGCGACGCAACGCUCAGCGAUAGCGACGAGAGCAAUGCCCUGUCCAUAGCUCUGGAAGCGGGACACAAGGACAUUGCAGUGCUGCUGUAUGCCCAUGUCAACUUCUCCAAAGCCCAGUCACCGGGCACGCCCCGACUUAGCAGGAAGACAUCGCCCAGCCCCACCAGGAGGAGUGUUUUCGACUAGACCCGCACCCACCCAAAUCAGCCCACCCCAGCCCAGCCCAGCCCUGAAUGCCCCCCACCCCACCUGACCCCCACUCGCCCUCUCCUUCCAUGCUGCUAUCGGUUCAGGUUUGACGAGGAAUCCCAAAGCUCGUUCUCCAGAGGUCCGACCCAUUUGGUGACCAGCGCUGCCACACCUACCUGCUCCAAAUCUGGCAGGACUAAGGGCUGAGGAGCCCCUCCACUCCCUGGACUGACUGAAUGUACCCCAGCCCCUCGACAGGAACGACCAACAAACGAAGAAACAGACAGACAGAGCAAGUGUGAAAAGGAAGGAUCAACGCUUGACUACCAGCGUCCAGGAGAGGAAAUGACUUGCAUGGCACUGGAACAUCAAACGUUUGGAGGCCUUUGUUUUUUGCCUUGGCUGUCUGACUGGUGGUUUUGUCUGCAGAGAUACUCUUCAGUCUGGAUGAUAUAGAUAAGUGCUUCAAAGAUGAUGGUGAGGUGGCCCUGAAGGGAUCAGCUUUGGGGGGUAUGAUCUCUUGUGGAUGUGCCCAGGACUCGUUUUUUGUGUGUGGUUACGUUGCCCAAAAAUAAAGCUUUAUACUUGAGACUAAACAGUCUCUGUUUAUACAGUAUAUGUGUAUAUGCUGCCCAGUUUCGUAUCAGCCAAUUUUGUGUUCAGUCCUGUUUGUAUCCUUUCAAAGCUCCAGCAGGUAUGUGUGAUGCUUGCUGAUUGGGAUUCCUAAGACAAUAUUUUCCUGGCUAUUUUCAAAUGAUCUUAUAUCUCAAUUGGAUAUAAACUUUACUUUUAUACAUGUCAUUUAUAUAUAUAUAUAUAUAUAUAUUUAAACAAUCACAGUAUUUUGGAUAUUUCCUUUUAUUCCCUAAUAGUACAUGAAGUUAUAUAUUUAUCAAUUAAAAGUUUUUAAUGCAGGUAUAAUUGUAUGGUCAUUGUACAUAUUGUAUGUGUAGAGCUACUAGAGCUUGGAGAUACACCUUGUUCUUUGUACAAUAAACUAUCCUGUUAUAGAUGUUAUUAGGUACUUCAUGUAAUAUCAGAACAGAAGUGCCUUUGACUUGCCAUAGAAGUGUAAACAACACUAAAACAUGUAUUUUCCCCAGUCACACUUAAUCUUGUGAAAGGCCUUAAUAACCCAACAGGUCCCUCUAUUGUCUUUGCUGCCUUUGACAGUUAGCACUCUGGCUCCCUCAUCUGGUGGUAGUUGGUUUGGCAACCAGCCUUGUGAUGUAAUUUAUUUUCUCUCUGUAUCUUACUAAUAAAAACAAUGUAAUUUAAA